CCUAUACCUCCCUAUACCUCCAUUGGUAUGGGGUUGAUUUUUCAAAUACAUCCAUAACUACUUAUGUAUUGAGAUAUUGCUGUUUGACAAUAAGCUCGACUAGUGGUCAUUUUUGGGUUAUAUUCCUUAAAGGUGAUCUCCCCAAGGUCCAACGUGCCGUUUGCAACACCACCGCCAUCGCUGAGGCCUGGGCUCGUCUUGACCACAAGUUCGAUCUCAUGUACGCCAAGCGUGCUUUCCUCCAUUGGUACACCGGAGAGGGUAUGGAUGAGGGAGAGUUCUCCGAGGCCCGUAAGGAUCUGGCUGCCCUGGAGAAAGACUACGAAGAGGUCGGAGUUGAUUCCGUUGAUGGAGAAUGAGAAGAGGAAGGAGAAGAAUACUAAAUACUCCAUUCUCCAAAGUGAAUUUGUGUGGACAUUAAACCUUCAACAUUAGGAACGUUUUUAACAGUACAAUUAAUUGCC
Messenger RNA from Owenia fusiformis, 464 nucleotides. The record is from the annotation of a GenBank genome assembly. NCBI's taxonomy places the organism in Eukaryota, Metazoa, Annelida, Polychaeta, Sabellida, Oweniidae.